ACUGACUAACUGACUAACUGACUAACUGACUAACUGACUAACUGACUAACUGACUAACUGACUGACUAACUGAGUACCUUACGAUUUACUGUGAUUUUUAGUUGACAAUAUUUAAUUAAUUUUGUAUUAAUUUUUCAGUUGUCAAAAGCAGCAGAUGGCACUAUUCAACACUUUCAGGAUUUUAACAACUCUGAAAAAUUGGAAGAUAAAAAACAGAGCAACAAUUAAAUACUCAACAAACUGCGCAACAACUAUUUGGUCAACAAUCACAAGAGGAACAAAUAAAUCAACAACAACAAUUACAACUACAACUCCAACAACUUCAACAACAACAACAUCAAGAUUUUCAACAGCAACAACAGGAUCUAAAACAAAAAAUGCAACUUUUGGAACAAAAAGAAAGAGAUUUUAAAGAGAGACAGCAGAUUUUAGUCGAGAGACAAAGAGAAAUGGAUGAUCGCGAAUCGGAUUUGAAUCAAAGAGAGAUGAAAAUAGGCGAAAAAGAAUGUGUAUUAAAUGGUAAUAUAAGAAACCUUCAGGAACAAAAUCAACAAAUUAAACAUAAACAACGACAACUUCAGGAUCAAGAACAAGAAAUUAAACAAAAACAACAAUCAAUUCAUAAGCAGCAGCAGGAAAUCGAAAAACUACAACAACAAUUACAAGAAAGAGAAAAAGAAGUAGAUCAACAAGAACAAGACAAUUUACAAUCACACCCAAAUUACAAGGAAUUACACGAAUUAAACUUACAAAACACACACUUGCAAGAACUCGUGGAACAGCACUCCAAAUUCUUGCAAGAGUACACAAACAAACUUUCAACAUUACAAAAACAAUUACAACCACCUCAACAACAAAAAACAAAAAAAGAAAAUUACGAAAAUCAGGAAAACGAAAUUGACCCAGAACUACUAUGUCAGAAUAAAAAAGAAAAGCAGCUUCAAAAACCGAAUCAACACAAAAAGCGAAAAUAUCAUCAGGGACAGCAGAUCCAAGGAACUUCCUUCAGCCAACAAUAUUAACCCGUUACAUUAGCUCCAUCUACAUUUCCAGCCAUAUAUCAACAGCAACUUCCUCAACAACCCUAUCUCAUCACCCAACCACACGUCCAGAGUUUUGUUCCACAAAUACCAUCUCCUAUCAAUUUAUUUGUAAGCUUUUAUUUCACUUCUUUAGACAAUAAGCAUUCACCUAUAAAUUAACACAUAUAUAUCCAAAGCACAUGCACACAAAACUC
Molecule: messenger RNA, 1237 nt
Organism: Leptopilina heterotoma
Lineage: Eukaryota; Metazoa; Arthropoda; Insecta; Hymenoptera; Figitidae
Exons: 2
Coding region: 378-1022 (214 amino acids)
Source: RefSeq, a predicted model, not a curated record